CCAAUCCAAGUUCACCUCGUAAUUCCAAGACACCUUUUUGCGCUCCAUCGCCUCUCUAUGCGCGAAGCCUCCCUCCCGGCGUCCAUGUGAGAUAACCCCCGGGCCACGCGGCGUCAUGUGCCGUCUCCGUGCGCUUCUUGUCCUAAGCUGGCUAUUGUCGCCGUCCCAGGCGCGCCAGCCAGGCUUCAGUAUUCAUCACGACCUCCUAGCAUAUCCGCAGUUCGAGGUAGUCUUCUCCGAGUCCUACAUAUCGGAAAUCGAUGCCCAAGCUUUGGUAGAAAAGACGAAUCCCUCCCACCCCAACUAUGAGCCCGACUUUGUCGCCCGGUCCCUCCUCACCUCCGACAUCCAGCCUGGCGAGGACCGCGACGUAGUCGAUGAUCCCAGCGAUGGCGAAAGCGGCCCCAAAGUCACCGAGUCGUACGAGAUCAUGAGCAUGCCUACUCAGCGCUACCUAUGUGCCAUCCCGAUAAUCGAAUCCCCGCCUCCGCCGAACAAAACGGCCACUGAGCUAGCUAAAGCCGAAGAAGCCCGCGAGCUGGCGAGGGCUUCCGCCCAUGGCUGGGACCUGAUAAACGGUCUCGACGGCACCUGUCUCUACUACAUGUCCGGAUGGUGGAGUUAUAGCUUCUGCUACGGCCACGAUGUCGUGCAGUUCCACGCCCUCCCCGCUAGUAUUAAGACGGGUCCGCCUAUGAAAGAUCCCCACACUACGGCAUACGUUCUGGGAAAGGUGCCAGACCCUCAGAGCACGUCGCGGUCUUCGCGCCGCGGACAAUCCAACCCCCCGAACGAUAAAGGGCAUCCGGCCGGCGCCGCGCCACCCAAUACGGAGCUUCAAGUCAAGGGCGACCAGCGGUACUUGGUCCAGAAGAUGGGGGAAGGUACUAUUUGCGACCUUACCGGCCGGGAGCGGACGAUCGAGAUACAAUACCACUGCAGCCCGGGCAGUACUCAGGAUCGCAUCGGGUGGAUUAAGGAGGUCACCACGUGCGCGUACCUAAUGGUAGUGAACACGCCUCGCUUAUGUGUAGACGUCGCCUUCCAACCGCCGAAGGAGGAGAGAGCCAACGUCAUUAGCUGCCGCGCUAUCGUGUCGGAGGCUGCGCGGGCAGAUUGGCACGCGCAGAAAACCCUGGAGGCGCAAGCGGCCAUGGUAGGCCAGCUUAGAGGCGAAGCGAAAGUUCCCGUUACCAUUGGCGGAGUAGUGGUAGGAGGGAGACACAUUCUUGGCAGGGGUGAGGACGGAAAGGAGGCACACAGAUUAGCUCCACCCCAGAAUUUCCGCAGCUCAAACAUAGCCCCACUCGUCGAAGUCCUCGCCCAGGGGAGUAGCAAAGAAGACGGUAGCACCGUGUCCGUCCUCACCGACGAGCAGUUGGCCAGUCUCAACCUCAGCCCCGAAGCCAUCGAGGAGCUCAAGAAGGAGCUGCAGAAGCUAGCCGGGGACAGGGGCUGGAAGCUCGAGAUCGUCGAGAUCCCGGGCGACCCUCCGGAGUUCCGCGGAAUCGUCGACGUGGAGGAGGAAGAAUCAACCGGGAAGCGCAAGGGCAAGGGCAAGGGCGAGGGCGAGGGCGGGGGUGUCGGGGACAAAACGGACGAGGAGACAGGCAGCGAGGAGAGGUUCUUCAAAGAGGAACUCUGAGACGCCGAGCUCGCACUAGCAUGGCGAACGGCGUUACGUUGGUAGGAUGGAUCGUGGCGUUAUUGAACCACUGUCAAGACUAUGCCGUGCCUACUGGCUUCCCGGUGAAUGCGCUCUCUCAUCCCGGGGGCGGAUCAGUACAUUCUCUCACAGAUCACGCCCCCGUCAAACGCCGACCUGCUGCGUUACGUAGCAUUCAGGAGGACGCGGACUGAUAAAUACAUACGAGCGGUACAGAGAGUGCUCUGGGAUCCGUCCUCUGCCCUCUGGGAUCGCCGUCCCCACGUCGCCA
Molecule: messenger RNA, 1937 nt
Organism: Durotheca rogersii
Lineage: Eukaryota; Fungi; Ascomycota; Sordariomycetes; Xylariales; Xylariaceae
Product: glucosidase II beta subunit-like protein-domain-containing protein
Exons: 2
Coding region: 116-1645 (509 amino acids)
Biological process (GO): retrograde protein transport, ER to cytosol; endoplasmic reticulum unfolded protein response
Cellular component (GO): endoplasmic reticulum lumen
Source: RefSeq, a predicted model, not a curated record